Messenger RNA from Arabidopsis lyrata subsp. lyrata, 1214 nucleotides. RefSeq names its product ras-related protein RABG1. The record is from RefSeq and is a predicted model, not a curated record. Lineage: Eukaryota; Viridiplantae; Streptophyta; Magnoliopsida; Brassicales; Brassicaceae. The coding region runs from base 156 to 1214 and encodes 352 amino acids. The transcript has 6 exons. Gene Ontology annotation, molecular function: GTPase activity; GTP binding; nucleic acid binding.
AGAGAGAGAAAGAGAGAAAGGCGAUGGAGGCGAUUUUAGGGUUUCCGCUAUCUAAAUAUUUUUGCCAAUUUGUUUCCGUCUUCUUUUGAUCUUCAACAAUCUCAGUUUUGAGCUGAAGAUUAUCGGGAUCCGAUUCUCUUCAGAUCGAUAAAUCCAUGGCUGCAGCUGGAAACAAGAGCAUUAACGCCAAAUUGGUGUUACUUGGAGAUGUUGGAGCUGGAAAAUCAAGUCUUGUGUUACGUUUUGUCAAAGAUCAGUUUGUUGAAUUCCAGGAAUCAACCAUUGGUGCUGCUUUUUUCUCACAAACGUUAGCUGUCAACGAUGCAACUGUCAAGUUUGAGAUUUGGGAUACAGCGGGUCAGGAACGGUACCAUAGUUUGGCUCCAAUGUACUACAGAGGUGCUGCUGCUGCAAUCAUUGUUUUUGAUGUUACGAAUCAGGCCUCGUUUGAGAGGGCAAAGAAAUGGGUUCAGGAACUGCAGGCACAAGGUAACCCUAAUAUGGUCAUGGCCCUUGCUGGAAACAAAUCUGAUUUAUUAGAUGCAAGGAAGGUGACUGCAGGGCAAGACAAAUUCUUGGAUACAAUGUGGGUCUCGAGUUUGGAGACAAAUUUGUUUAUGUUCACAGUUUAUCGGUUCUACAUUAUUUUGGAAUCUUGGGUUUUAAUGUGGAAACAAAAAUAUGUUAUUAAUAUACGGUUCUUAUGGAAUUAUAAUGCGUUUUGGGGAUGGAUUUAUAUAAUUACGUUUUCUACUCCUAGAAUAGGCUUUUUAAUUUAUGAAGUAUUCAUGGUUAAAGCAAACGGAUUCGACUUCGUCGUUGACUUGGAAAGAAGAACAUGUUCAUGUGGGAAGUUUGAGAUAGGGAAACUUCCUUGUAGACACGCUAUAAAAGGAGCUUAUGCGAUAGGCAAGUGUAUAUACCCAUAUGCUGAUGAUGUGUAUACCACUGCCACUUGGAGAUCGUUAUAUGAGGAAACUAUUAAUCCAAUUGGUGUUCCCGAAGAAGAAUGGCGUGUCCCAGAGGAGGUUGCAGCUGCAAUUGUGUUACCACCUGAAACAAGAAGACAACCUGGUCGACGAAGAAAACGAAGAUAUGAAACGGCUGAAGACAAGAUAAAAGCGUCACAACAAUCACAAUUGUCAAAGAGACAUAGGUGUAGUCGUUGUGGAAAAGAAGGCCAUAAUCGAACAACAUGUGACAUAGCUAUAUGA